AUGUCAUUGUCGGACCCUAAAUUUGUCCAGCAUUUCAAGACCGAAACAUGGACACUAUAUGGUGUCAUCGCUGGCGGAGGUUCUAAUCUCUUAACCGACGAAGAAAUACUAGCUCUCACGCCGAAAACGAAAUCAGAACGUGUCAGUGGUAGCAAAUGGGUCUACGUCUCCGAGUACAUGAUGGUCCUCACCAUAUGGACUUUAAAAUGUUGCAUGUUAACAAUAUAUGGGCGUAUCACGAAUGGAUUGAGCCGCCAAAAACUAGUCAACUAUUGUGCCAUAUACACAGGAAUGUCGUUCAAAUGCAUUCUCCUGUUUAUCUUCAGCCUCGGUAUAUUCGUUAUUGUGGCGGCCCUCCUCACCAAAAUAUACUGUCUUGUUCCCUUGUUAAUUUCCUAUGUUUAUCUGAAUUGGCACUUCUGGGAGGCAACAGUUGUAGUGCUUGUGACAAAUCUGCUGCUGACCUGGUCUCUGUUAUGGGACAUUUUCCCCUCACUCAGGAACUGGUCUAGUGGAGGAUUGGGUCCAGCAAAUUGCAUCGGAGCCGCGCUCUCUAUGCCUCGACGCCCGUCAUGGACAGGGCUCAAAUCUGUAGAUUACAAACUACAAUCCUUCACCUGGUUGGGAUCAGCAACCGACAGGGGAAAGCCAACCUUGGAUGGUAAAAGGCACAGCAGCCCCACCACCAUCAGCAGCGAUGACGACGGUUCGGUGCGUUCUUUGCAUAUCAGACAGGAUGUCACCAUAACAGUUCAAUCGGAAGAUUAUCAAGCCGAAGAGUAUAAGGAGAAGAGAGAGCGCGAUCUCCCUCAUAACGACAUCCCGUCCUUACAGGCGACUACCCCGCCGCCUCGGACACCGGCACCAGUGUCUUCUUCCCUUUUCUGUGACGAAUGGGACACACCGCAUACAAUAUCCGCUGAUAGGCGUGUUCACCCAGACGGAAAGAAUUAAGCCAGAGAAAUGUUUUUGUUUCUAUGAUGCAAUGUGAACUUUUUGUAACGAGGGCUGGGAGUCUUUGGCGUCUUGCUCCUAACUGUACUAGAAACCCAUUUGAGUCCGUGUGAUGUUGUAUAUAUGGACAAUCGAUAGUUCCUUUGGAGAACUGGGUGGAUGUGGAUCGCAUAUAGUUCUUAUUGGGGGUAGCUUUCGAUCAGCUUAGUUACUCAUCCCCUACUUCCUCGUCCACCAGGUUCAGGAUAUGUAGUCUAAAAGUUAUGUCAUAGAGUUCGUCGACCUC
Molecule: messenger RNA, 1240 nt
Organism: Histoplasma capsulatum G186AR
Lineage: Eukaryota; Fungi; Ascomycota; Eurotiomycetes; Onygenales; Ajellomycetaceae
Exons: 4
Coding region: 1-954 (317 amino acids)
Source: RefSeq, a predicted model, not a curated record